This is a messenger RNA of Trametes versicolor FP-101664 SS1, 1746 nucleotides long. Its product is annotated as cytochrome P450. The record is from RefSeq and is a predicted model, not a curated record. The transcript is spliced from 12 exons. Gene Ontology annotation, molecular function: oxidoreductase activity, acting on paired donors, with incorporation or reduction of molecular oxygen; heme binding; monooxygenase activity. NCBI's taxonomy places the organism in Eukaryota, Fungi, Basidiomycota, Agaricomycetes, Polyporales, Polyporaceae. The coding region runs from base 1 to 1632 and encodes 543 amino acids.
AUGGGGACUCUGCUGCUCACGGCCAUCCUCGGUGGACUCUCGCUCGUUUACUCUAUUUAUCGCUUCCUGACCCGCCCGUCAAUCUCGCACAUCCCGGGCCCGGAGUCGACGUCGUUCUGGCUCGGACACCUUCCUGAACUAUUCCAGGAACAGGCCGGGGAGACCGACUUCAAAUGGCAGGCCGAGUUUGGCGGGAUAGUGCGCGUGAAGGCGCCGUUCGGCGAGGACAUGCUGUGGAUAUCGGACCCCAAGGCAUUGCAGUACGUCUAUCAGACGUCGGGGUACAACUUUCCGAAGCAGCCGGAGCGGCGCAUCCUGUCCCGCCUCAUCGGCGACACGGGGCUAACGUGGGCAGAAGGUGACGUGCACAAGCGUCAGCGGAAGGUCAUGCUCCCGGCCUUCGGGAUGCCCGAGUCGAAGGCUCUCCUGCCUGUCUUCCGACACUACGCCGAGCAGGUCACCUUGAAAUGGAAGGACUUGUUGACUGGCCAGUCGGCAGGCUCGGUCACGGUCAACGUGCAUGAGGACGUUGCACCCGCAACGUUAGAAGCUAUCGGCGAAGCUGCAUUCGACUACAAGCUUGGCGUGCUUGACGACGAAGCGAGUGAGCUGGGCAAGGCCUACAGCAAUCUAGUCGCCACCAUCUUCUCCGCACCGUCUAAUGCCAAGAUCUUCAUGCAAAAUAUCGCGCACUACGUGCCGAUGCGCAUCCAAGAGUUCCUGUACGACCGCCUUCCGGGCAAAGGUCUUGAUAAAGCGCGCUUCAACCGCGUUGCAGCCCACAAGGUCGCGAACCAGCUCCUCGACAUGAAGACGGAAGCACUCAUGAUGGGCAAGGGCAACCGCGACGUCAUGAGCAUUCUCGUGAAGGCAAAUGCGGCGGAAAGCGAGGCGCAUAGGCUCAGUCAUGACGAGAUCGUAUCGCAAAUGCGUACAAUUCUGCUCGCUGGACAAGAGACGACGUCGAACACGCUCAGUUGGGCGCUCAUGGAGCUCGCGCGGCAACCGCACAUUCAGACGCGUUUACGCGAAGAGGUGCACGCGAUGGAGCGCACGAUCCGCGCGCGCGGCGACGCGGAUUUCACGGUCGCGGACUUUGAGGCGAUGCCGUACCUGCAGGCGGUCCUGCGCGAGAUCCUGCGCUUCUUCCCUGCGGUGCCGCACACGUACCGCCAGUCGCUGCACGACGAUGUCCUGCCCUUGUCGAAGCCGAUCACGACGCGCACAGGCAAGGUCGUGCACGAGGUUUCGAUUCGCGCGGGGCUGCGUCUGAUUCUGUCUGUGUGCGCGUACAACCGGGAGAAGGACGUAUGGGGCGAAGACGCGCAUGUGUUCAACCCGGACCGGUGGCUCGAGUCGUCCAAGACGAAGCGCGGGACGAAUGUGGGCGUGUUCUCGAACCUACUGACAUUCGCGGGAGGCGUCCGGGCCUGCAUCGGGUGGCGUUUUGCGAUCUACGAGGUGCAGGCGUUCCUGACCGAGCUCGUGUCGAACUUCCAGUUCGAGCUCACGCCGGACGCCGCGCGCGUGUGCAAGACGCAGGCGAUCGUCAUGGUGCCCACGCUCGAGGGCGAGCUGCACAAGGGCGUGCAGCUCCCGCUCCGCAUCUCGCUUGCGCCGCGGGAAGAGUAAAUAGUUUGAGACAGGUGGCGGGUAGACGGACAUCUCGGGCCUGGUGGGUGUGGUAGGUAUCACUCUCGUUUUCUUUUCGUUUUGCUGCUGUGUUCUUGGAUAUAUGCAUCUCAC